AUGGUUGAGAGGAAAGGAAAUCAGUUUGUGGUAGGAGGGCAACCAUUCUAUGUGAAUGGGUUUAAUACCUACUGGCUCAUGGUUCUAGCAGUCGAUCCUUCGACAAGAGGGAAGGUUACAGAGACAUUUGAACAUGCUUCAGCAGUUGGUCUCACUGUCGGUCGAACAUGGGCCUUCAAUGAUGGCGGGUGGAGAGCGCUACAGAAAUCUCCUUCUGUUUAUGAUGAAGAUGUCUUCAAGGCGCUUGAUUUUGUGGUGAGUGAGGCAAAGGCGCAUAAUAUCAGGUUGAUACUGUCAUUAACGAAUAACUGGGAAGCAUAUGGUGGAAAGGCUCAGUAUGUGAAGUGGGGAAGAGCUGCAGGCCUGAAUCUCACUUCUGAUGAUGACUUCUUCAUUGAUCCCACUGUGAAAAGCUACUACAAAGCUCAUGUUAAGACGGUUCUCAAUAGAGUUAAUACAUUCACAAACAUCACAUACAAAGACGACUCAACAAUAUUCGCAUGGGAAUUAAUGAAUGAACCUCGCUGCCUUGCUGAUGCUUCAGGCAACAACCUACAGGCAUGGAUAGAAGAAAUGGCAUUCCAUGUAAAAUCGAUUGACUCAAAGCAUCUAGUCGAGAUUGGGCUUGAAGGCUUCUAUGGAACCUCGACGCCUGAUCGUCUUCAGUUCAAUCCCAACACCUUCGCCUGUCAAGUCGGCACCGACUUCAUAAGGAACCAUCAAACACUAGGCAUCGACUUUGCAACAGCCCACAUCUACCCAGAUGCCUGGAUAUCAAAUACGAUCUCGGACUUGCAUCUCCAAUUCACCGAGUCCUGGAUGCAGAGCCACAUUGAUGAUGCAGAGGAUUUGCUCGGAAUGCCGGUGGUGUUCGCAGAGUUCGGAGUGUCUGACAAAGAUAAGAACUUCAGUGUUAGUUUCAGGGAUCAGUUCAUUGAUAUGGUUUACAAGAACAUUCUGAACUCUGCAAAGAGAGGAGGGAGUGGAGCAGGUAGUCUUCUAUGGCAGCUAUUCCCAGAAGGAACUGAUUAUAUGGAUGAUGGCUAUGCAGUGGUUCUUACGAAAUCUAUUUCUACAUCAAAUAUUCUGUCUCUGCAGUCAAGGAGGAUACAGAUGUUCAAUUCAAAAUGUUCAUGGAGGUGCCACUGGGGUUGCAGAAAGAAGAAGAGCUCAGUGGAUGGCUUGUUUUCUCAGCAUAAUCAACUCUGA
Dendrobium catenatum is the source of this 1209-nucleotide messenger RNA. Its product is annotated as mannan endo-1,4-beta-mannosidase 6. The record is from RefSeq and is a predicted model, not a curated record. Gene Ontology annotation, molecular function: hydrolase activity, hydrolyzing O-glycosyl compounds. The transcript is spliced from 5 exons. NCBI's taxonomy places the organism in Eukaryota, Viridiplantae, Streptophyta, Magnoliopsida, Asparagales, Orchidaceae. Bases 1 to 1209 code for a protein of 402 amino acids.